AUGAAGUUCUUAGCCGGGGGGGCACGCGAUCAGGCCGCCCACCUCGAGCGUGAGAUGCGCGAAGAACUGCGCACCCGGAAUGCUGCUCAGGCCGACUUAUAUCUGCGGAAUAAGACGGCAUAUGAGAAGGCGAAGACCGAUUAUGACGCUCUGUCAGCCGAAGCUAAGGCAGCCGCGACCGAACCGGUCCGGCCGGAGCCGCAUGUGGACGCAGAGGUCUAUGAUCAGCCGGUCGAGAAGUUCUGGGCUAUGAUGGAAAAGCUUUAUCCAGAGAAGUCAACGACUCGGAUGGAUGAGUUCCGCUAUUUUGCGCGACGCUCCGAGGAGACUAUCGCUAGCCUCGUACAGCGCAUGCAGUCAUUGAAGCAUGCCCUCGACCGCCCAGAGGAGAUGGCCGUAUUCAAGCUCAUAGGAGCUAUGCCCCGCCACUUGGGCGAGGAAGUUACGCGCCAGUUGAACGCCACAGCCAUGGAGCCUGAGGAAUGGACCAUUGAGCUCUACGGCCACAUGGCCGCGCAGUGCACAGACAAGCAAGCCGAGGUCUCUCGACCUGGCGCCCCCAAGAUGUGGUGCGAUAUCCACAAGCUGGAUUCGCAUACCACUGCUGAUUGCCGAGCCGCCCCGCGCGCCAAGAGCGCCAGGCCGGCCGCUGCCCGGGCUGCUCAGGCACCCGCUAAGGACGAUCGGGGUUUGCCCGAACCUACCCUGGCACAGCUCAAGGAGCUUUGGGAGGCUCAUCACAACCCAAAUGCCUACAAGGCCACGAUUGUUCCUGCACUUGGCGCCCAUGUAGCACCGGUGCACUCACGACUUACCAAGAGAAUUGUGGACAAGGAUGAGAGGCUCAGAGGGCCGUUGGACAAUAUGCAGCUCAACUUCAUCCCAAGGGACUUCCUGCGCGAGCCGCACAGGCCGCCGCCUGGAAUGAUGACGGUACCUGAGGGUAUGGUGCCUGUCCUCGAAGCCGAGCCGGAUGCGCGCACUGCGCCAGAGCCUGUUCACCCUGAGCUGGUACCAGUUGAGAUUGCUCCUGGUCCGACCAACGACCAGGCUGUGCUGCCGUCCCUUGAGACGCCGCCGCCUGCGCCUAAUACUGUCACUGAUGACACACUGCCCGCCAGCUUCACUGAGCUGCCGGCAGAUGCACCCGCGCGCCAGGGCAUGGUGUACGCACCAAGUGUGCCACAGCCCGCGCUGACACCUGAGCAGGAGACUGCGCCGACGCGCCGAGGCAAGCCUCGGGCCGCGCUUGCUACCUCUCAGGACUUGUACAAUCCAGAGAACCCGAACAUUAGUGCGCUGCUCAGCCACUUGCCAGGAAGCUAUCACAGCGACCAAACGGCCGGGUUCCACCGCUCGCCGCGCAUUGACAACUCAGGGCUGAAGCCUGCGAUGCUGAUCAAUGGGCGCGCGCUGAACAACUUGCUGCUGGACAGCGGAGCCGAGGCCGCAGGUCGCUCGGGCGCUGCCGCUAUGGGUAUCACACCCGACGUGAUCGCUCCGAAUGCUAUCAUGAUCCGCACCGCUACCGGUAACUUGACCGAGCGGUUGGAUCGAACGAAGGAGCCAGUCAGCUUUGUGCUGAACCCUAGUACCGCCGACGAAGUCACUGUCACGGCGCAUGUGGUUAUUGUAAACCAGCAGGCCGCCGACACACUGAUCGGUAUGAGUAUCAUUGGACCCGUGGGUCUUGAUCCCAGCUUCAGGAAGAAGCGCGUCAAAUACUACCUUGAAGGAGAUGGACAAGCGCCCCGCAAGUGCUUCUUGCGCGCCAAGUUUCCAGUCGAUUACGAUUCUCCCUUCGCCAAUCCAGGCGGCCAGGUGCUUCAAGCCCUCGUCGGCACUGUGAUAUCUCGGAUUCCGAGCCCGCGCAAUGCGCAAGACAUUGAGUUCGCUCGCAGCCGCAUCGCAACCUUUCAGGCAAAGGCUCUGCCAAAGAUCACUGAUAUCUUUGACCGAAGCAUGCGCGUGCUAGCCACUCCAGACAGGGCCCCUCCUAAGAUUCGGAACCCUGCAUACCAGCACCUGCGGCCCCUGAGCCAAAACCUGGUUGACCUGAAAGACAAGCUGGCCACACCUGGACCAGGCUUGGUGGUCUUGGAGCUGUUCUCCGGCCUCAUGGCCACAACCGAAGCGCUGUGGCGCCAAGGGAUUACCAAAGCUGAUGGCUCUUGGGAUGAACCCACCGCUCUGGAACGCGAGCGCGCUAUGGGCUUCAUGGACGGGACCACUCACGUCUGUCCCUCCAUCUCUGAGGCGGAUCGGCGACGGAUCCUGGGAAGCACGAUGGACAUGCACAGCCUCCACUUUCUGGUUGGCAGCAUCCACUGCUUCCAGGCAGCCUUUUUCACCGAUUGA
Molecule: messenger RNA, 2358 nt
Organism: Klebsormidium nitens
Lineage: Eukaryota; Viridiplantae; Streptophyta; Klebsormidiophyceae; Klebsormidiales; Klebsormidiaceae
Source: the annotation of a GenBank genome assembly